Messenger RNA from Vespa crabro (European hornet), 1314 nucleotides. RefSeq lists its product as uncharacterized. NCBI's taxonomy places the organism in Eukaryota, Metazoa, Arthropoda, Insecta, Hymenoptera, Vespidae. The coding region runs from base 297 to 1277 and encodes 326 amino acids. The transcript has 2 exons. The record is from RefSeq and is a predicted model, not a curated record.
UCGGUGAACUUGCGCGUUACUCCUUACACUUUGGGUAUUUAACGGAAAAGAAGGGGACUUUUUUUGAUAGUUUGAACUUCCCGCUGAAUUUGAACCUUCAUUCAAUAACUGUGUUUUAAAUAAAGUUAUGAUACGUUUCGAAUAAUUUUCUCGGCGUAAGUUCAAACAUUUUUUUUUUACGGAAAGAGAAAGAAAAAGAAGAAGAAGAAGUAGAAGAAGAAGAGGAAGUGAUCAUUCAAGGCAAGGAUCCAAAAAAAAAAUUCCCCCAAGGACGACGUCGAGAGUUCGAGUAUACGAUGAUGAUAUCGCUAGUCUUCUUGGUUCCCAUAUUGAUUGGUGUAACGGCGGGUUCACUUCAACAAUUACCUGGAAAUCAAUUGUCUAAGCAAAACGAAGAAGCAGUUCUUUCUUCGGCAACAUUGACGGCCAAUAAUGACGAUAACGACGACGAUAACGACGGAAAUAAAGUAAAAAAAUAUUUCAGAAAGGGUAUAAUGAAGGACAGUGAUAGAUCAAUUUCGUCAUUUUUAAAUCAAUAUCAUAGAAACGAAGAAAAAACAGAAGAAAACAAGGAAGAGAUUGCGGAUAAGCUUUCGAAAAAAGAUAGAAAGCAGAAGGCUAUCUUUUUGAAUUAUCCAUUAAUAUCACGAAUACAACAGACUUAUUCGAGCUCACCUGGUUACGAUAUCGGUUAUAACGAUAUUUACGAUCCUAAUGUCGAAGGAAGGACACCCAAUAAUAUAGGUGGAAACUAUCAAGAGAGCAAUAUCUUUUACAUCAGAUUACCACCGACUCCCUACAUGUUCGUACCAGGUUUAGGAUAUAUCUCUCAACCACCAACCUACUCUACUGCCAACCUAAGACCGCAUAUCUCUCAGUCGAGACCACCCAAACCUCAACUUCCAACUUAUCAGAGACCGAAUCCUUUUAUCAAGUUGCCGAUAGACUUCGUGAGUAACGGUAAACCAACUUCCGUCUACCAAUGGCAAAAGAAGAAACCUAUGACCAAUGUCAAACUAUCAACCGACAGUCCGAUCACCAAUCUCGAUGAUCUCAAACCCGGUUUUGUGAAUAACGGCAAGCCAACGACGAUCUAUCAAUGGCACACGAAUUUAAAACCUGGCAAAAGGCCCAACAACUUCGUGAAUAGUCUCGAUAAGGGACCUUACCUAUUCAAUGGAAAACCAACCAGUUUGUAUCUUCUUAAGUCAGAUGGUACCAGUACCGAUCAUCGGCCUAUUCGAUACUCCGAUUUCGAGAACGAUAAUUCGUAUUAAAUAAAAUAAUGCAAAUACGAUUUUCAAUCGCCAAACU